Saccostrea cuccullata (small rock oyster) is the source of this 693-nucleotide messenger RNA. Its product is annotated as protein MMS22-like. The transcript has 7 exons. The record is from RefSeq and is a predicted model, not a curated record. Bases 1 to 693 code for a protein of 230 amino acids. NCBI's taxonomy places the organism in Eukaryota, Metazoa, Mollusca, Bivalvia, Ostreida, Ostreidae. Gene Ontology annotation, biological process: replication fork processing; double-strand break repair via homologous recombination. Gene Ontology annotation, cellular component: nuclear replication fork.
AUGAAGGGUCGCUUUGCUGCUGUAUUAUUGUACAUACAGAAAAACAUCAAUGUGGCAACACUGUCAGAAAAAUUAGUCGAGGAUUUCAACAAGGCUGCCAUAAAAUUAGGUCAGGAGGAGAUGAGACAUUACAGUCACUGGACUGUGGUUUGUGCUUACAUGGAACAUGUUGCUGAAGUAUUUGAAAGAAGCAGUGAUGUGGAACUGUCACAGUAUUUAUUCAUCGGAGAAGGUUUUGGAAAACUUCUGGACUCAUGUAGAAGCUCAGAAAUAAGUGGAAUAGUUACUACCCUACAAGAAAUACUCUGCAAGUUUAGAGAUAUUGUCACAAGAGGUUUUGUCAUGACUGCACCAAACUCAGCUAUGUACUCUGCAGUGAUGACCAACAUUUCUCCAUCACUGAGAACACUGUGCUGUAGUCUAACAGCACCACAACCAUGUGCUGACCUGCUAGCAGCACUGUGCUUAAUGUCCAUUGACUGUAAAACGGAUGAUUUUGUCAGCAUUGUUAAGUUUUCUACAAGUGAACAAAUCAACAAAAGCAUAUCAAGUCGCUUCCUGUCACAAGUUCUGUCUGUGACUGGCUUUCUGAAACAGUUGUCAGAGCACCUGCCAUCGUAUGAGGUUACUCUGAUACAGGCAUGGAUAACCUCCUCAAUACUAGUGCCUCAGUCACCUCUCAGGCUCAAGUAA